CCAGCGAGUUGGUGGAUGUUGAAAAAGUCGCAGACCGACAUGUAGAAGAAGCUGGCGCUUCAUCAGGAGGUGCUGCCCGUUUCUCGCGAAUCGGCGAAUUCAUCCCCUUGAUUGUAACACCACCACCUGCAGCACAAGCACAUCAGAGCCAGAGGUCGACGUCCACGGUGGCAGAUCCUAGGGCGCAGGAGCUACAACAUCGUGAAGAAGAUGAAAAAGCAGGAAUUAUCACGACACCACAUCAAGACGAGCUGCAACUACUUCUAGAACAACGAGCAAAGGCAGUGCAGUUCGUGAAGGCGCUUGUCCCCGUCUACAACCGUUUAAUCGAUGGCAUCAGCUGCGAUGUCGCCACGCUGCAAGCCGAGCUCAGCGCGGCAAGUGAGGUGGAUCCGUUUACGCGCCAAUUGCUCGGGAUCGCUCACCGCGUCUACGGUGGUGGGACAGGGACAGAAGAUGGAGUUCAUCACGCGGGUACUGCUUCUAAAGGCGCAUCAAAGGUGGACCACGAGCGAAUAAAGGAUCCACGGAAAGAGCCGCGGCUUCACUUAAUGAGACACGAUUAUUUGUUUCAACGUCAAGAAGAAAAGAUGGAAAAAUCGCUUGGAGGAGCGGCGCAGGCUGGUGGGGUACUAACAGGUGAUAGUUCUAGCGUCAACCAGAAUCAUCAUCUACAGUGCAAAUUAGUGGAAAUCAACACGAUCGCUGUGGCUUUCGCCGGCAUGGCACAAGACUUGCUGGAGAUCCACAAGGAGGGGCGGGCACUUUUACAACUCCGAAGCGGUGCUGACAAGGAAAAUGAUGUCGAGCCGCCGACUGCUGAAGUGGCUGCGAGAGCCACUAAGACGUCAGUGCAGCAACAAAGCGACGAAGCGCCCGCCGUCACCGCGUCUCUCUCCCACCCGGCGGGCUCCGCCGACGCGUACGCGGCUGGGAUUGCCGCAGCGCACCGCGCCUUUCUCGCCAAAUGGCAGGUGGUGGUGGACCACGCAGAUGGUCACACAGAUGAACAAAGAGAUGACACGAAGAACAACCACUCUCCCCGAGGAGGAGAGAUCGUGACAAAAAGUUCAACUUCCACGAGGGCUUCAUCUGGUUCUGCGGCCAAGAACAUCUAUCAACCAGACGAUUACCACAUCUGCUUUUUUUGCUUCCCAAGCGACCAUCUGGAUCACGACCAGCAGCGGGUGCAGAGAAGCCUGCGGGAAAGAGAAAAUUUGAAGAGCUUUGCGGCGGUGAUGCACGAGGGGUGUGUUGUGACGGUCGUGGAACAAGAGAAGGAGGAAGUUCCACCGGAGGCUAAUAUCAAGAAAAGUGACCCAGACCCCGUCACCAGGAGAAAUAAAAAACGGUUCUUGCACAUCAAGACUGGAACACUUACUACAGGACCAACUACAACACCACGCGAUUAUAAGUCGUCCACCGAUGUUGAUGUUGAAAAAGUGGAACGCACGACUGUAGAUGAAGUGCCGGGUGGAGGUUCUACUAUUGGUA
Molecule: messenger RNA, 1494 nt
Organism: Amoebophrya sp. A120
Lineage: Eukaryota; Dinophyceae; Syndiniales; Amoebophryaceae
Source: the annotation of a GenBank genome assembly